Lacerta agilis (Sand lizard) is the source of this 3745-nucleotide messenger RNA. It is a transcript of the gene ALCAM, whose product is annotated as activated leukocyte cell adhesion molecule. The transcript is spliced from 17 exons. NCBI's taxonomy places the organism in Eukaryota, Metazoa, Chordata, Lepidosauria, Squamata, Lacertidae. Gene Ontology annotation, biological process: cell adhesion. The record is from RefSeq and is a predicted model, not a curated record. Gene Ontology annotation, cellular component: plasma membrane. The coding region runs from base 366 to 2228 and encodes 620 amino acids.
UAGGCUGCCAGAGGGAAAGAGCCACCUGCUCGUGUGCAGUCGGGGCCGGCGAGCCGCUCGCUUCCUCUCGCUCUCUCCUCGUCUCUCGCAGGGACCGCCGGAGCUUGCCGCUUGCUCGCUCGCCCGCCGCGCCUCCAACUUCUGCCUAGAAAGUUCCCGGCGGGCGGGAGUUUCGCUUUGUAGGAGGACCGGGUGGAGGGGAGUAAAAAAACGAAGUCGUCGUCGUCUGCGCUGUCUGAGGGAAAGCGAAAGAACAGCUCAGAGAGCGCGCGCGAGGAGGAGCCGUCUGCGCGCUUUCGUCCCCUCGCCUCAGGAGUGGCAGCGCCCGAAGUCGCCGUUCGCCUGGCGCUUCGCGGGGAGGCGGGAUGGAGACCCCCUCUGCCGCCGCCGCCGCCUGCUGCUGCCCCCGACGCCCGCUGCAGCCGCCUUCGCGGCUUCUCCUGCUGCUCAGCCUGCUGCUCUCUGCCCUUUGCCUGCGGCCAGGACUUGGAUUGUACACAGUAAACACAGUAUAUGGAGAUGCCAUUAUUUUGCCUUGCCAUUUAGAAGUUCCUAAUGAUCUUAGGUUUGGAAAAUGGAAAUAUGAAAUGGCAAACAAGGCUUCAGAGUUUAUUGCCUUCCGAUCUGCAACCAAAAAAACCGUACAGUAUGACGAUGUCCUGGAAUACAAAGACAGAUUAAAUCUCUCUGAAAAUUAUACACUAGCAAUUAGUAAUGCAAGAAUCAGUGAUGAAAAGAGAUUUGUGUGCAUGCUUGUAACAGAGGACGAUGUCUUUGAACAACCUACAGUAGUAAAGGUGUUCAAACAACCAUCACAACCUGAAAUUGUAAGUCGAGCAACAUUUUUAGAAACAGAACAGCUAAAAAUGCUUGGGGAAUGUAUCUCUCAAGAUGGUUAUCCAAAGGGAAACCUUACGUGGUUCAAGAAUGGAGUUGUUUUGCAGCCCACUGAAGAAGCUGUUAUAAAUGAACAAAUAAAAGUGAAUCAAACAACUGGACUCUACACCGUGAUAUCUUCUUUGGAAUAUAAGCCAACAAAGGAUGAUACAAAUGCACAGUUUACCUGUUCGGUGACGUAUUUUGGACCAACAGGACAAGAAACAAUACGGUCGGAAUCUGUAGCCUUUGACAUUCACUAUCCUACAGAGAAGGUUAGAAUUCAAGUACUUACAGAAAGAAAUACCAUUAAAGAAGGUGAUAAUAUCACCCUAAAAUGUUCGGGAAAUGGUAAUCCUCCACCUCAGGAAUUUUUCUUCUACAUUCCUGGGGAACCAGACCCUAUAAGAAGUUCAAGUCUUUACGUACUGACUGAUGUUAGAAGAAAUGCAACAGGGGAAUAUAGAUGUUCACUGACUGAUGAGAGUUUGAUGGAUUCCACUAUAAUUACAGUACAUUAUCUGGAUUUGUCACUUACUCCCAGUGGAGAAGUUAUUAAGCAGAUUGGAGAAGCACUGCCUGUAUCCUGCACAAUCUCUUCCAGUAGAAAUGCCACCAUAUUCUGGCUGAAGGACAAUACAAGAAUGAGAGCAAGUCCUUCGUUUUCAAGUUUACAGUACCAAGAUGCAGGAAAUUACAUCUGCGAAACUACUUUACAGGAAGUUGAAGGGUUAAAGAAAAGGCAAAUUCUUACAUUGAUAGUGGAAGGAAAGCCACAGAUCAAAAUGACAAAGAGAACCAGCACAGAUGGAUCAUAUAAAAUGAUAGCCUGCCAUGUGGAAGGGUUCCCCAAACCAGCAGUACAAUGGACUAGCAGUGGAGGUGUCAUAAAUAAAACAGAGGAGACUAAAUAUGUAAAUGGAAAGUUUAUUAGUAAAAUCAAAAUUGCUCCUGAAGAGAAUGUUACGCUGACGUGUAUUGCGGAAAAUCAGCUGGAAAGAACUGUGACCUCUUUGAACGUAUCUGCUAUAAGUAUUCCUGAAUCUGAUGAACCAGAAGAAAAAAGUGAUGAUAAUAGGGAAAAUGUUAAUGACCAGGCAAAGCUAAUAGUGGGAAUCGUGGUUGGUCUUCUUCUAGCAGCUCUGAUUGCUGGUGUUGCUUACUGGCUAUACAUGAAGAAAUCAAAGGAUGUCAACGGAGAGUCUCAGAAGGAAGCAGCACAGAACAUUCAAACCCUCCCGAGGCAAGAAAGUUACUUCUUUAUGUCAGCCUCAAAACAUGUAGAUAAAGACCUUGGAAAUAUAGAGGAAAACAAAAAGUUAGAAGAAAACAAUCACAAAUCAGAAGCUUGAGAUAGAGAACUUGUCAGUCACCACCAUUCCAGAGAAUAAACAUAGACCAAUUGAAGCAUGAACAUGGAUUGUAUUUAAGAUAUAUACAAAGACAUGACAGCUAUUCAUGGUUCAAGUACUACACAGAUCAUUCUAUCAAGUUUUCGGAGGAAUUUACACAGUUAUCUCAAGCUUACAAAAAUAUCAGCAAAACUAAUUUUGGCGGCAGCCGUGAUAAUAGGUCACAAGUUUGUGUUCUGUUUGACUAUAUUUUUUCUUCUUCUUUUUUUCUUUUUUGUAAAUGUCUGCACUGAAGAUUUCUUUUGGUUUGCCUUUAUGUAAAUUUUUUACGUAGCUAUUUUUAUACACUGUAAGGCUUUGUUCUGGGAGUCGCUGGUAAUCUGAUGUAUAGUGUAAUGUUUUUAUUUCCAUUGUUUUUUUGCACCCUUUAAAGAGGUACAUUUCUAAUUCUGAUUGCUAUCAGUAAAGCUCUUACUUUGCACAGCAAGUAUCUAAUUUAUAAGAUUGCCUUAUGGGAAAUGAGACACUUCUCUCUCUGUUUUUCAAUCACCACUAAAGGAAAAAGGGGAAAAUAAAUCUGUAAAAAAAUAAAUAAGUAAAAGCAAACUAACCGGUUUUUGAAAUAAUGAACACCUGCUCAACUACAAAGGACAUGUAUAUAAUUUACAAAAGGAGAGUAAGGUAUUAAGCAAGAUUCAUGUCGUCAUGUAUACAUAUGUCCUACUAACAAGUCUUUUUUAGACAGGAAAAUCUUUUUAUUGAUAGCAUUCUGGAAAACUAAUUGUUAUUGCAAUUCCAUGAUAUAUAGUGUGAAUGACUGAAAUUAAGAAUUAGUUCUGAAAUAUUUUUGUUAUCCACUGCCUUAAAUAUUAUCUAUCUUUUUAUUUUAAAAGGAAAAAAGAUCAGUUGAAAUUGGAAGUUUUUGGGUUUUUUUAAGUGGUCAUAUCAAAGCUGCAUUUUUCCACAAAAUAGAAUAUAUAUUUUUGUGUGUGUGCGUUUUUGUUAACUACACUACAGAUAUUGCACCUUGAGAUAAUUUUAGUGUUUUUAACUGGUACAUAAUUUAUCAAAAAAAGUACAUGAAAUUGUAACAAUGAAAUGAAAUCUAUGUAUCUUUAGUUACAUUCAAGAUUGUAACUUUAUAAACCUGUUUUAUGCUUGAGAAUUUUUUUAGAAAGUUAGCAUAAAAAGAAACAUUUGAAUAGAUCGGGGCAAAUAGCAGCAUUUAGCAGUGCUCUUUUAGCGGAAGAAUAGCAUCUGAGAGAUAAUGUGCUAGAUAAUUUUUGAUAACGGCAGGAAAAUAUUACUGAAAUGGAAGUUUCUGUUUACAGAUUUACGAGCCAGGAAAACAGGAAGAUUCUGUAGAUUGUGGGGAGUUUAAGAAGAAGAAAAAUGGAGAUGGAAAUUAGGAAAUGUAUUUUGCCACUUAGGGGGAAAAACACUGUUGUAAAUUUGUAAAAUGUUAAAUGUCUGGGCAGUAGUGACUGAUGUCUUAAAUAAAAGCUUCCUGUAGUGUA